AUUUAUGUUGGGUAGUUUAGAUUCUUGCGCUAGUCAAUUCAUUUUGGAUUGGUAAAGUAACAAAGAUGAUAUAUUUUAUUUCUAAAAUUUAGUUUUAGCAUUUUAAUUCUUUUGGAAGAAAAUAGAAAAAGCACUCACUUGCAAAAUGGAUCAUUUUUGCACAUACUGUAGUGUGAUAGUAGGAUCUGAGGCAGAAUUGCGAGCUCACUGCAAUUCUGAAGGGCAUCAACUAACGAUUAUGAGCGAUGAAGGCCGUGAGUGGAAAUAUCGGGCACCAGCUAGAGGAAUGGGUGCUGAUCAGUAUGCCUUAUGUUUGUCUUACUCAUCUACUGGAAAAUGCCGUUUGGGACAGCUGUGCUGUGAUGCACAUGGUGAAGAGGAGCUUUUAGAAUGGAAAGAGAGAUUUGAUUAUCGUCAAAUGAAACUACAACGAGCCAAAGAGUGCAGGUUACAAGGAAGACAUUACACCGAGCAGCUGCUUGAAAAGUGGUUGACUUCGACAAAUCCUAAUCUCAUUAUGACUGAAAGUUUAGACUCUGUGGAAUUAAGUGUAGAGCCAGAUUUAAAUUUGACUGUCUCUGAGAAGAAUUGCUGUAGAGAGUGGACUUUUCAUUUAUCUGCAAAGGCAACAUUGAAGCACGUUGCCUUGCUGUAUGAAACACACAGAAACCAUUUUAGGAUUUCGUUGCUGAGAUCUGGCAGAGUUUCUGGUAUAAAAGAAUAUAAUUUAGGACCACACUGCCAGGAAUGGAGUAAUGCAGACAACAAUGAAUAUAAAUAUGAUCAAUAUACUUGCAAAGUUCGUUUCCUGACUUCAAUCUAUGGCACCUUCAGGCAAGCUAUAGUAUUUGAUUUUGGUUUUGAGCCAGUAUUAGUUCAAAAACUGUGUGUCGAUGUGGUUUCUUCUUCAGAUAUGGAAAAACUUCAACAAGCAAGAGAUACGGCUGUAUCUUUUACUGAGCGUUGGAGUAGCAAUGAUGUAACUGUUGUUCCAUUUGAAAAUCGACCUUAUUCAUUAGGAGAGCGGGAAGAAUGUCUUCUGACAUGCUAUCCUGCUCCCAAUGGCAAUAAAUUCACUGUGACACAGUCUGUAAUGGAACCAACUAUCACCAAGAAUAAUUAUUGUGCUCGACAGCAUGAACUGCUCUAUAUUGAAGAAAUGGCUCAAUAUGAAUUGUUAUCUAGAUAUAAUGUCAAAGCACUUCUUAAUGUGACCAGUUGUUAUCUACUUACUCCAAAUUCAGCAGUGACUGCUAAAUAUGCUCAUAAUGGUGAAUUGUUUGCCAAUAUGCAAUUGUCUUCUGUAUUAUCUGAAGAUUCCUCGUCCGGGAGACUUGUACUUACAAACUGCAAUACUGUGCUAUUGGCUCCUGUUAAAACAAAAGGAGAAGAGCAAAGGAAGGUUUAUGAAGCUGUAAUUGAAGAUAAAGGUAAAACUGCAAUAUACAUUCGUCUUUCUAAAAGAUGCUGUGAAGAGUUAAAGCUUAAAGCAGAUCGGGAGUUUACAGCAGAGGUACAAUUUCAAUUAAAUCGCUUACCUCUUUGUGAAAUGCAUUUUGCUGUUGAUAGACUCCAUCCUCCUUCUUUAGUGUUUCCUGAUAUAGACACUAUUCCUAACAUGUGGAAUUCUAAUAGUGGAAAUUUGGACUUAGAGCCUUGGUUGAAUCCAAAACAAAAAGAGGCUGUUGAAGCAAUAAUUACUCCUUUAAAUCUCAGACUUCCACCAGUGUUGAUCAUUGGACCUUUUGGAACUGGAAAAACAUUUACUCUGGCCCAAGCUGUUAAAAUGAUUUUAAACGAUCCUUUGUCCAGAGUGCUUGUAUGCACACACUCAAAUAG
Messenger RNA from Uloborus diversus, 1839 nucleotides. RefSeq names its product probable helicase with zinc finger domain. Gene Ontology annotation, biological process: regulatory ncRNA-mediated post-transcriptional gene silencing. The transcript is spliced from 9 exons. The record is from RefSeq and is a predicted model, not a curated record. Gene Ontology annotation, molecular function: helicase activity; metal ion binding. NCBI's taxonomy places the organism in Eukaryota, Metazoa, Arthropoda, Arachnida, Araneae, Uloboridae. The annotation marks the transcript as partial. Gene Ontology annotation, cellular component: P granule; cytosol.